This is a messenger RNA of Penicillium psychrosexuale, 879 nucleotides long. RefSeq lists its product as uncharacterized. The transcript has a single exon. Bases 1 to 879 code for a protein of 292 amino acids. The record is from RefSeq and is a predicted model, not a curated record. NCBI's taxonomy places the organism in Eukaryota, Fungi, Ascomycota, Eurotiomycetes, Eurotiales, Aspergillaceae.
AUGUAUGCGUAUCAAAGCGAGGGUGUUGUGGCGGAGGAAGGUGCAAAUCCGUUUCUCGAGCACCUUCCCUUAGAUACGCCAGUCUACAGUUACAAUCGACAGUGCUCUAUAGAGAGUCUCUUCCCUCCAAGUUCAGUUGAGGAUCGCUUCAUCGUUGUGAAAAAUUUCCCACCAGACGUAUUCUCUCAGCACGAAGAAUUACCGCGGGUUUGCGAUUAUUCGCGAUUAUUUCAGAUUCUCAUCAUCAAAAUGCCCAGUGGACCGCAUGAAGACGCGGCCAACAAUUUUAACUACAUGAUUAUGGCACUCGCUCAAGACAUGAGCGUCCGCAGACAGCUCAGGUCUUGGGGAUCCACCAGAGUCGAUACCCCUGACAGACGAAAAAUGGCAGACAACGGGUGGGGACCAAGAGGGCCACCGAGACGAUUCCCAACGGUGGCCCUCGAAGUUGGCUUUCCGGGGCCAACAGCAAAACUAGAAAAUGAUAUUGCGUGGUGGAUCAACGGGUCAAAUGGUGACGUGAGAAUCGGAAUCACCAUUGACAUCCAAGAUUCGGACUCCAUUGAGAUCAAAUCCUGGACAGCUUUUGAGCCGCCACCCCACUCGAACUACACCACAGCAAGCGGUCGCCGUGUGGUCGACGGAGGCACCAAUGAUCCUCCUCCACCUCGAGUGGCUCAGAGGGUUUUUUUCAAGAGAGGGAGAGAUGGCGCUGGUCCUACAGUUGAAGGAAAGGGUAUAACUCUACCAUUCCGCGAUGUCCUAUUGGACACGCCAGGAGAAGGCGAGGGGGAUUUCGUGUUGACAUCCCAGAAGCUAUUAGAAGAUUUAGCAGAACUUAUUUGGGAUACGAUAGAUCAGGUCGAGAAAAUGCCAUGA